AUGGCGCCAUCGAGCAACACCCAGGCCGACUCUAUUUCUGACCUUCGCAAGCCGAGUGUCUACUUGACAGGACAUGACCAAACCAGCGGCAAGGCCGUCAUCCAGGAAAAACGCCAGCCCCCAUGGACCGUCUACGACGACAAGACCAUGGCCUUUAACGUUGCUUAUACAACCUCGGAGUUCCCGGCGUCCUUGGAUCACGACUUCGACAUCAAAAAGCAUGACCAUCUCAUGGGUAGUAACACUCUAGGCCUCGUCAACCAGAACGACACCGUCUGCCGUAUUGCCGAUUUCGCCCCCGUGUUCGAUUGUAUGAUGCACCGGACUCAGAGUGUGGAUUACGGCGUGGUUCUUGAAGGUUCCAUCGAGCUGGUGAUGGACUCGGGCGACACCGAGCUCAUGCACCGCGGAGACGUGGCUGUGCAGAGAAGCACUAUGCAUGCAUGGAGGAACCCGAGUGAAAAUAAAUGGGCUCGCAUGGUGUUUGUUCUGCAGGACUGCCAAAAGAUCAGCCUUGGCAGACAAGCUCUAGAGGAGGAUCUUGGAAGGGGCGUUGAAGGGCUUCCAUCAAGCAGCAAUGAUGCGUAA
Colletotrichum destructivum is the source of this 588-nucleotide messenger RNA. Its product is annotated as Putative oryzine biosynthesis cluster protein J/Cupin-domain-containing oxidoreductase virC. Lineage: Eukaryota; Fungi; Ascomycota; Sordariomycetes; Glomerellales; Glomerellaceae. The transcript has a single exon. Bases 1 to 588 code for a protein of 195 amino acids. The record is from RefSeq and is a predicted model, not a curated record.